CGUCACAUCCGGUCUCUUUCGGGCUUCGCAGGGCUCCAGCAUGGCGGACGCCGGUGUGGUGGAGACACUUCUACAGCGGGUCGAGAAGGCGGACGAUGGCGUGGACAGCCUGGAAGUGGCGAGCAGCCUCGGCGUGGACCACCAGGUCAUCGUCGGAGCCGUGAAGAGUCUGCAGGCUCUCGGCGACGUUAUCUCAGCCGAGCUGCGCUCCUCCAAACGCUGGGAGCUGACGGCGGAAGGCACGGAGAUAGCCGAGCAGGGCAGCCAUGAAGCCCGGGUCUUCAGCUCCAUCCCGCUGGAGGGUCUGCCACAGGGCGAGCUCAUGAAACUGUCCUUUGGGAAGAUUGGCUUCAGCAAGGCCAUGUCCAACAAGUGGAUCAGAGUGGACAAAGCACACGAGGGCGGCCCGAGGAUAUUCAGGACCGUGGAGAGCAUAGACGACCAGGUCAGAGAGAAGCUGCUGGUGGUGAAGAAAGGCAACAUGACAGAGCUGGAAGAGAAGGAGAAGAACGAGCUGAAGAAGAGGAAGCUGCUCUCUGAAGUGACGGUGAAGUCAUACUGGAUCACUAAAGGCAACUCCUUCAGCACCACCAUCACCAAACAGGAGACGGAGCUCACGCCUGAGAUGAUCGCUAAUGGCAGCUGGAAAGAGAAGAAGUUUAAGCCCUAUAACUUUGAGGCCCUGGGCGUGGCCCCUGACUGCGGCCACCUCCACCCUCUGAUGAAGGUGCGAACACAGUUCAGGCAGAUCUUCCUGGAGAUGGGCUUCACUGAGAUGCCCACCAACAACUUCAUAGAGAGCUCUUUCUGGAACUUUGACUCCCUGUUCCAGCCCCAGCAGCACCCGGCCAGAGACCAACACGACACCUUCUUCCUGUCUGACCCAGCACUCGCACACGAGUUCCCACAGGAGUACCUGGAGAGGGUGAAGAAAGUCCACUCAGAGGGAGGCUUUGGAUCACAGGGGUACAAGUACGACUGGAAGAUUGAGGAGGCUCAGAAGAACAUCCUCCGCACACACACUACAGCAGUCAGUGCACGCAUGUUGUAUAAACUCGCACAACAGGAGAAGUUUACCCCCGUCAAGUAUUUCUCAAUCGACCGGGUGUUCAGGAACGAGACCUUAGACGCCACCCAUCUGGCCGAGUUCCACCAGAUAGAAGGCGUGGUGGCUGAUUACGGGCUCACGCUGGGAGACCUCAUGGGCAUCCUGCACCAGUUCUUCACCAAACUAGGAAUCACCAAACUCCGCUUCAAGCCUGCCUACAACCCGUACACAGAGCCCAGCAUGGAAGUGUUCAGCUACCACGAAGGACUGAAGAAGUGGGUGGAAGUGGGAAACUCAGGGGUCUUUAGACCGGAGAUGCUGCUGCCCAUGGGUCUGCCUGAGGACGUGUCAGUCAUUGCCUGGGGACUGUCUCUGGAGAGGCCCACCAUGAUUAAAUACGGCAUCAACAACAUCAGAGAGCUGGUGGGACACAAGGUGAACCUACAGAUGGUGUAUGACAGCCCCAUCUGUCGACUGGAGUCCUGAGAGUCACACAGCCAUCAUCAUCAUCAUCAUCAUCAUCAUUAUUAUUAUUAUUAUUAUUAUUAUUAUUUUGGAUGGACCCACUUUACUUCUUGCUUCUUUCUACACCUUCCUUGAGGAAGACCUCCACCCUCUGGUUAUUCUCUGCUGUCCUUCAAACCAGUUGGUCUGAGUGAGUGUAGCAGAAAGAGGCUCUGUUCUUUCUCUGAACUGUUCACAUGAAGAAGCAGCCUCUGUAUGAACUGUGCUGCCAACAUGCAGAAACAUCAGCCUCAGUCAACAUCAGUCUUGACUUUGUUACAAACUCAGAAAAGUUUUUUUUUUUACAUCAUCAUGCCUGAGUCAGAGCAGGAAAUGUACAUGUACAGGAAGAAAUACUACUUUUGGAAUGUGACAAAGGUACAAUAAAAUGUUUUCCAAAUAUAAAUACAA
Messenger RNA from Larimichthys crocea (large yellow croaker), 1963 nucleotides. RefSeq names its product phenylalanyl-tRNA synthetase subunit alpha (gene farsa). Bases 41 to 1534 code for a protein of 497 amino acids. Gene Ontology annotation, molecular function: ATP binding; tRNA binding; phenylalanine-tRNA ligase activity. The record is from RefSeq and is a predicted model, not a curated record. Lineage: Eukaryota; Metazoa; Chordata; Actinopteri; Sciaenidae. The transcript has 13 exons. Gene Ontology annotation, cellular component: cytoplasm; phenylalanine-tRNA ligase complex; cytosol. Gene Ontology annotation, biological process: phenylalanyl-tRNA aminoacylation.